AUGGCAGAGCUGGCCGCCGACAAUGCCCGCCCGGGCUCAGCUACCACGUCAGUCACGUCAAGAGCAGCAACGCCGACAAAUGCGCCCGUCGAGAAGCCCCCGGACGAUAGCUCCAAGUUCAAGACCUUCUUGAGCAUUUUGAGGAGGUUUGUUGGCGUCUCCGACCUCGCCGCCGUUCGAUUCUCCCUGCCGGCCCAGCUGCUGGAACCCAGACCAAAUUUGGAGUACUGGCACUAUCUAGACCGACCCGACACUUUCAUUAGUAUCGGUGAUUCGGACGAUGAACUGGGGCGUAUGCUGGGAUGCUUGCGCUUCUGGUUCACCAAAGACCUGAAAUACGUCAAGGGGAAGCCGUGCAAGCCCUACAACUCGACUCUCGGAGAAUUCUUCAGGUGUAACUGGAAAAUCGAAGAGACGCACCCAACCUUCAAGACAUCCACCUCGGCGCCCUCGAGCAGCGCCAACAGCCUCGCAGGCGACAACAAACCCAUCACAGUCUCCUACCUCACCGAGCAAACCUCCCACCACCCUCCUGUAUCCGCCUUCUACAUCGACUGUCCUGAGAAGGGAGUCAGCGCAAAGGGCUUCGACCAGUUGAGCGCAAAGUUCACGGGUACAAGCGUGCGCGUGCAGCCUGGCUUGCAUAACCUAGGCAUAUUUGUCACGUUGAAAAACCGGGACAAUGAGGAGUACCAGCUCACACAUCCAGCCGCCUAUUUAAGCGGCAUCCUGAGAGGUUCUCUCAGCGUUUCCGUCGCUGACUCCUGCUACAUAACUUGCCCCAAGACCGGGCUGAAGGCCAUUCUAGAGUAUCAGGAAGAGGGCUGGCUUGGCCGAUCGCAGAACAAGGUUCACGGUGUCAUAUUCAAAUACGAUACGAAAAAUGACGGUAUAACGAAAAUCAAGGAAGUGUCAGACAAAGACAUACUCGCGCGGAUAGAAGGCUGCUGGCAGGACAAAAUCUACUACACUCUUGGUAGCAAGCCUUUCAGCAAAGUAUCCGAUAAGCACCUUAUCAUCGACCUCAACCCGCUCUUCCCCCUCCCUAAAUCUGUACCUCCACUCGACCAGCAACUCUCCAACGAAUCCCUCAAGUUCUGGGAAGGCGUUACAAGUGCGAUAGUAAACAAGCAAUUUGGACUUGCCACAACGCUUAAGCAGGAGAUUGAAGAGAAACAGCGUCAGAAAGCUGCAGAACGCAAGACGGCGGAUAAAGAGUGGAAACCGCGGUUCUUCACCGGCACUGUAACGCCUGCGGGCAAACCAGAUCUCACAAAGGAGGGCGAGGAGGCGUUGAGGGGACUGCACGAGGAGAGAUAUCAACUGCAGCCUGGUACAGAGAACGGGGCCUUUUGA
Messenger RNA from Dothidotthia symphoricarpi CBS 119687, 1356 nucleotides. RefSeq lists its product as uncharacterized. Lineage: Eukaryota; Fungi; Ascomycota; Dothideomycetes; Pleosporales; Dothidotthiaceae. Bases 1 to 1356 code for a protein of 451 amino acids. Gene Ontology annotation, biological process: endocytosis; maintenance of cell polarity; exocytosis. Gene Ontology annotation, molecular function: sterol binding. The transcript is spliced from 8 exons. Gene Ontology annotation, cellular component: intracellular membrane-bounded organelle; membrane; cytosol. The record is from RefSeq and is a predicted model, not a curated record.